GCCGGAAGAAACCAACCGAGGAAGAACGAUCUCAGUGAGAGGAAGAAGAUCACUUAGCCGUCGCAGCCAUGGGUCGAAUGCAUAGUAAAGGUAAGGGUAUCUCGGCAUCUGCAUUGCCGUACAAGCGUUCAUCUCCGAGCUGGCUCAAGACAACCCCUCAGGAUGUUGAUGAGUCCAUUUGCAAGUUUGCAAAGAAGGGUUUGACCCCAUCGCAGAUUGGUGUCAUUCUUCGUGACUCUCAUGGAAUUCCACAGGUGAAAAGUGUUACUGGAAGCAAGAUUCUGAGAAUUUUGAAAGCUCAUGGUCUUGCACCUGAGAUUCCUGAGGAUCUUUAUCAUUUGAUCAAGAAAGCCGUUGCUAUCCGCAAGCACCUUGAGAGGAACAGGAAAGACAAGGAUUCCAAAUUUAGGCUGAUUCUUGUUGAGAGCAGGAUCCACCGUCUUGCUCGUUACUACAAGAAGACCAAGAAGCUCCCACCCGUCUGGAAGUACGAGUCUACAACUGCAAGCACUCUUGUGGCUUGAGAAGAAUAUAGUUGAUCAUGUCCUUCAGGAAGGACCAUUUCAUUGUCUGCAUUGCAACUCAAAGCUCUUCUUCUUUUGAACCUAUGUAUCUGUUUUCGCUAGUUUUGAUGGGUUACAACUUGCUAUGAGAUUUUCAUUUUAGGGAACGAAUUUGUUUAUGCAAAUCUUUCAGACUGGUUAAUAUCAAUUAUCGUUUUCAGUGAGUUUUUACAGUUUAUCUCCGUCGCUAGGAGCCUUAAAGUUG
Messenger RNA from Arabidopsis arenosa, 768 nucleotides. The record is from the annotation of a GenBank genome assembly. NCBI's taxonomy places the organism in Eukaryota, Viridiplantae, Streptophyta, Magnoliopsida, Brassicales, Brassicaceae.